AUGAGAGCUUCAUCUCGAGUUGGACACAGUGCAACACCAACAGAAUCUAGGCAGCGGCAUGAACGUGGAGUUGCAGUAAACGCUCUGUUCAUCGACCAUGCCUUCGUCAAAAUCAUGAGGCAAGCUGUAGCUGCCAUCUUUCUACAGAACAAGAUUGAAUGUGCUACGACCUCAGCUUUAGAUGUGCUGGGCAAUUUGGCUGCGAUGCGUAAGUUUUACUUUUGUUAUCAAUGUUUUGUGUUUAGAUAUGAACGAGAUUUGUCGGAAGACAAGGCUGUUGUUGGAGAACUCAGGGCGGUCGAAAGUUACUGCUCAUGAUGUUGAGAUGGCUUGCAGGGAUUUGGAGAUAUUUAUUGGAGAUUUAUGUGAUUAUAUUCAAAGGUUUUUGUUUGAUUCAAAUUAUCCAUAUAUACCUGAACGUAAGUUAUUGUAAAUCAACGUUUACUUGUUUUUUCUGUAUUUUCUUUGGUUUAAUAUUGUUUUUGAGUACAUUUUAAUUGAUAGAAGAGCAAUAUCAAACUUUUGAAUUAAAUAUUUAGAAAAAGCUUCAGACUGUCUUCUUAUACCUUCUUUAUUUCGAGUUAAAUUUCAGCACGAACGAUAGUGAAGAGGGCUCCAGAAGUUGCAAUGCAUAUUGGUGAUGCACCUGCAAGGCCAUCUCAUAUUCCUUCAUUCUUACCUCCAUUUCCAGAUCCUCACACUUAUAUUAGAACACCCGUAAGUCGUUUUAUGAUCUUUUACAACAUAUUUUUGUAAAAGCACUUUUUGGCUAAUGUUUUGUAAAAGCGACUUCUCUAUUUAAACUAGCAUUGAAAUUUGGUAAUACAGUGGAACUCUUGUAUAAUAUAACGAACUCCUCUAUACCGAAAUAAUUAAUAACGAACAAAUUUUGAAUCUCUUUCUACUGUAAUAGCAUUUUAGGUUAAAGUUACGACCAUUUUUAUGAUAUGUUUUAGAUUAACAUUGAGCCAGACAUUAGCUACGUGCGGCACAGGGAGUUGUGUGCGAAAAACAAACGUGACACUGAUUACACAUUAAUAACAUAUUUCACGACGAGACAUCCAACCGUAUCGUUGUUUAGGAAGUAUGAGGAAGAUGUCAGAGCUGCGGCAAGAGAUGAGGUGGGUCUUUAGGUUUUUGUUUUUGGAAGUGAAUUUCUUCCAACACCUCUGAUAGGCAAUCUUAUGAAAUAAGUGUUAUUUCUAAAAGUAUUGAAUUUGCAGUUGAGACGUCGAGAAGAACGCCGAAAAGAACGCAUAGAAGCUCGAGUGUUAGCAUUAAGACGACAGCGUUUGGAAAGAGACCUGUCAUUGGUUCAAGCAUCGAAUCUGCCAGAGGACUUUCUAGAAGAAGAUCAUGGAAACCAAGAAACUAACAAUUAUGACAUUGUAGAAGAGCGGAAUCUGAUUGAAGAUGAAAUAAGGUUAGAAGAACUCACUGAAACACAAGAAACAGAAAACUCUCUGGUUAGGAGAAAGCUACGACCGGCUUUUCAGAGUAAGUAGUGUUAGGGUUAUGUCAUCGGGGUAACUCUAGUUUUGGGUGGGGUAUUUUUAACUGGGGGGGGGGUGAAAAAGUCUGCCUUUUCUUCACCUACUGGCAAGAUGUUAUGCGCAAAACAAAAAAAAUAUAAUUUUUCAGUUUUCCUGCCCUUUAAAGACGAUCGUCCAUAUUUGAACGCUCUUUUGCCCUUCGAUUAUGGUGAGAAUAAAGAAAAAGACAAGAACUUUAUGUUGAACAUAGACAAGAAAGUACCCAGCAUUCAGGAUGGUACAACCUUAAUGGAAGAGCAGGUUUUAGUUCACAAAAGUUCAAAAAAGGCUAAAAAGAAGUCGGAAACUCAAUAUGAAUAG
This is a messenger RNA of Bursaphelenchus okinawaensis, 1853 nucleotides long. Lineage: Eukaryota; Metazoa; Nematoda; Chromadorea; Rhabditida; Aphelenchoididae. The record is from the annotation of a GenBank genome assembly.